GGUGGUUGUUUACCUACGAGUCAAACCUCAUCAAACAGGGGGUGCCUCUGGGCAUGUGCAGAAUGUCCCCCCCCUCCUCCAUCCGGUUCCUCAGCGAUUAAAAGCCGCAGCCGGGCGCCUCCUCAGAACCGAGUGUCAAGGAUGAAGAAGGAAUUUCAGAUCAGGGGAAUGUGUUGUCUGUAAAGCCGCCUUCCCCUCACGCCUGCUCGUGAGGAACUUGGGCGUUAACGGGUUAAGUUGGGAGGUCGCAGAGCCCCCUUCCGUGCCAGCAAUCUGUUUCCGGAGGCCACCUGUGUUACCUGAACCCAGAUGAUAUGGGAGAGUUGCUCCUUGGAGAAUCCAAGCUAGAAAUUUUUCUGAAGGAAAACCCUUUAAAACAAGGUGCUAGUCCCUGUGGUCCUCGGCCAAAGUUGAUUGAAGUCAAGAAGCAUCUCACUGCAGCUCUUGAUCGAGGGAAUUUAAAGCCAGAGUUCUUACAAGAAGCCAACUUAGUAAUGGCCAAACUAAAUUAUGUAGAAGGUGAUUACAAAGAAGCCCUUAAUAUAUAUGCAAGAGUGGGCACUGAUGACUUACAGCUUGUUGCUGUCCCUCCUUAUCGGCUGAGAAUGAUUGCUGAAGCAUAUUCUACCAAAGGUCUUUGUCUAGAAAAGUUGCCAGUUUCUUCAUCAACAAGUAACCUCCGCGCAGAUCGUGAACAAGAUAUCAUUAUGUGUUAUGAAAAGGCUGGGGAUAUAGCCCUUCUGUAUCUCCAGGAGAUAGAAAGGGUAAUGAUUACCAAUAUGCAGAACAGAAGCCCUAAGCCAGGGCCUGCAGCACACGAACAAGAACUUGGAUAUUUUUUAGAAACAGGACUUCAGAGGGCCCAUGUCUUAUACUUCAAAAAUGGGAUAAACAUUCAUGAAGAUCAACAGAAUUUGACAAGAGGAGUCGGUAGAUUUAGAGAGAUUCUAAGAGCUGUUGAAACCAGAACAACACAAAAUCUACGCAUGACAAUAGCAAGGCAGUUAGCUGAAAUCUUGCUACGAGGCAUGUGUGAACAGAGUUACUGGAAUCCGUUAGAUGAUCCUCCCCAUCAGUCACCCCUCAAUGAUCCUCUCUGGAAGGGUGCAAACACUAAAAGUUAUGCACUUAGCCGAAGACCACGAGUAUACUCAGGAGAAAACAUUUUCUGUCCUCAAGAGAAUACUGAAGAAGCUCUCUUGCUGCUGCUAAUUAGUGAAUCUAUGGCUAAUCGUGAUGCUGUACUGAGCAGAAUACCAGAACACAAAAAUGACCGCAUCAUCAGUUUGCAAAGUGCAUCUGUGGUCUACGACUUGCUUACGAUUGCCUUAGGAAGAAGAGGUCAAUAUGAAAUGCUGUCAGAGUGCUUAGAAAGAGCCAUGAAGUUUGCCUUUGAAGAAUUCCACCUUUGGUAUCAAUUUGCACUUUCUUUAAUGGCUGCAGGAAAAUCUGCUCGAGCUGUGAAAGUCUUGAAAGAGUGUAUUCGAUUGAAACCAGAUGAUCCAACAAUCCCACUUCUUGCUGCCAAAUUAUGUAUGGGAUCCCUCCACUGGUUAGAAGAAGCAGAACGGUUUGCCAGAAUGGUGGUUGAUGCAGGAGACAAAACAUCAGAGUUCAAAGCCAAAGGUUUUUUAGCCCUGGGACUGACUUACAGCCUACAAGCUACAGAUGCUUCUUUGCGAGGGAUACAAGAAGUCCUUCAACGAAAGGCUCUCCUUGCAUUUCAGAGGGCACAUACAUUGUCUCCAACUGAUCACCUGGCUGCAUUUUACCUAGCUCUGCAGUUUGCCAUAUCCCGGCAGAUACCAGAAGCUUUGGGUUAUGUUCGUCAAGCUCUACAGCUUCAAGGCGAUGAUGCCAACUCCUUGCAUCUCCUUGCCCUGUUGCUGUCAGCACAGAAACACUACCAUGAUGCUCUGAAUAUCAUUGAUAUGGCCUUGAGUGAAUACCCAGAAAACUUUAUAUUGCUCUUUUCAAAAGUCAAAUUGGAAUGCCUCUGCAGGGGCCCAGAUGAAGCACUCCUUACCUGUAAACACAUGUUGCAGAUCUGGAAAUCCUGUUACAACCUAACUAAUCCCAGUGAUUCUGGACGGGGCAGCAGUUUGUUAGAUAGAGCCAUUGCUGACAGGAGACAGCUUAAUACAAUUACUUUGCCAGACUUCAGUGAUCCUGAAACAGCUUCUGAUUCCUCCACAUCUUCAUCUCUCUCAAGAACCGAAUCUCUUCUCCACCUGUUUAUGUCUCCUCAAUCUCCUCACCCUCAUCCCAAAACUGACUCCUCUUUCUGGCCCCAUGCAGCCAAUCCAUACAGUGACCACGCUCCUGGGCCCUGCGAACCUUCACUCUGCAACCCUCCAGAUGCUUACUUUCAUGGUUUUUUCUCCCUUUUUUCAGUUUGUUCCGUCCAUGCAACGUCAAUAGCAGCCUCUCGGGUAGAGCAGGCCCUAUCUGAGGUUGCCUCCUCUUUGCAGAGCAGUACUCCAAAGCAAGGACCUCUGCAUCCUUGGAUGACUCUGGCUCAAAUCUGGCUUCAUGCAGCUGAAGUAUACAUAGGAAUUGGAAAACCAGCAGAAGCCACUGCAUGUACUCAGGAAGCUGCUAAUCUAUUUCCAAUGUCUCACAAUGUUCUCUACAUGAGAGGUCAGGUGGCAGAACUUCGGGGAAAUAUUGAUGAAGCCAGACGUUGGUAUGAAGAGGCCUUAUCUAUCAGCCCUACACAUGUCAAAAGUAUGCAGAGACUGGCUCUGAUACUUCACCAGCUUGGAAGGUACAGCUUGGCUGAGAAGAUCCUUAGAGAUGCUGUCCAGGUGAACUCAACAGCCCAUGAGGUUUGGAAUGGCCUCGGGGUGGUUCUGCAAGCUCAGGGUAAUGACGAUGCAGCAACUGAGUGUUUCCUAACAGCACUGGAGCUUGAAGCCAGCAGCCCCAUCGUCCCUUUCACCAUCAUUCCCCGAGUCCUCUGAAGGCCGGUAAACAGGCAGUUCAUCAUGCUUCAGCGGAACACAGGAAUGUUAGGAAGCAAAUUACAUAAGCCUUCCUUCUGAUUCCAAGGGUGGCUCUUCAAGCUGAGAGGUAGUACCACAAAGCAGGCAAUCUGGCCAGUUCUAUGAGGGGAUUCUGAUACAUGGAAUAUAGCAUAUUAAUGUUAAUGAAAAAAAUGGCUAGCCAGAAGGAAAAAACACACACCAAUACCAAACCACCACCUGUGUAUUGCCUACAUCUUUGCCCCCAUAGUACUUUGACAGCCUGAUGCUAUUGUUCAAAUGGGUAUUGUGCCAUAUUUUAUUAGGUGACAUCUGAGUGUUAUGUAAAUCUCUAAAUAGAAUCAAACAGCAACUGUAGAAUAAUAGAUGCAAGUUAAAAUUCAGUGGCAGAGCAGUCUAUUUUUAUCCAAGCCUGUCAAAGACCUGUUCUCGUCAUGUCUUUCAACCUCUCUCGGCCCAGGAAGAAAAAAAUGUGAAAUUUGCUGUGUUACAUCUCUCUACCAGUUACCUAGGCCAGCAAAAUCAGCUGAAAGGUUUAUGUUUUUAGAUGUGAAUAACUGUGAUGUGUAGCUAAUUGUUAUUCUCUUUAUUUAGAAGAAAGGUUGUGUACAAGAAUAUUUAUAUUUUACCAAUGUAUGCCUGUUGAAAAAAAGCAGAUGAAGAUAUUAGUUAUUUAAGUUUAAAUUUUUUAUGUGAAACCAGAGUUUAUUUAUCAAUGGAAAUAUGUAAAAAGAUGCUAAAGAUGGAAUAUUUACCGACAUUCCUUAUGCAUUAUACACCCACUUGGCUCUAUGGGAAGAUUAUGUUAAUAAUAAAAAAUGAUUUUUGAAUGGA
Messenger RNA from Pogona vitticeps (central bearded dragon), 3818 nucleotides. The record is from RefSeq and is a predicted model, not a curated record. NCBI's taxonomy places the organism in Eukaryota, Metazoa, Chordata, Lepidosauria, Squamata, Agamidae.